GGGCCUACGCCGUGAGUGACGUAAUAACACAUGCAAAUCAGCAGUCUGUUAGUUCAGAGAGUCGGCGCCAAAGGAAGCCUUUAUAAAAGCGCAAGUUUGAAUUACAGGAGCAGUCUAUUACAGAAAGCUGUUGUGUUUGUUCCAGAAUGUCUGGUAGAGGAAAGACUGGUGGCAAGACCCGCGCCAAGGCUAAGACUCGCUCUUCACGGGCCGGUUUGCAGUUCCCCGUUGGUCGUGUUCACAGGCUUCUAAGGAAAGGCAACUAUGCCGAACGUGUGGGUGCUGGAGCUCCCGUCUAUUUGGCUGCUGUGCUUGAGUAUCUGACCGCUGAAAUUCUCGAGUUGGCCGGUAACGCUGCUCGCGACAACAAGAAGACCAGAAUCAUUCCUCGUCAUCUGCAGUUGGCAGUACGUAAUGACGAGGAGCUCAAUAAGUUAUUGGGUGGUGUGACCAUCGCUCAAGGUGGCGUGUUGCCGAACAUUCAGGCCGUACUUCUGCCCAAAAAGACCGAGAAACCUGUUAAGAGCAAAUAAAUUGCUGGGAUAAUACUUUUCUAAACCUCAACGGCUCUUUUCAGAGCCAC
Molecule: messenger RNA, 583 nt
Organism: Erpetoichthys calabaricus (reedfish)
Lineage: Eukaryota; Metazoa; Chordata; Cladistia; Polypteriformes; Polypteridae
Product: histone H2A-like
Exons: 1
Coding region: 147-533 (128 amino acids)
Cellular component (GO): nucleosome
Molecular function (GO): DNA binding; protein heterodimerization activity; structural constituent of chromatin
Source: RefSeq, a predicted model, not a curated record